UGGGUCAAACCAUCGUCUCCAUGACAACACAAGAGUCAGCUCCAUCUAAUCAGCUCCAACAAGAUCAGACUUUAUUUAUCCCCGUGGGCUAAUGAGGCUGUUACAUCAUCAGGAGCAACAGAGCAAAACACGAAACCAUCCUAGAAACAGGACACGAAUAAAAGACAUUAACAAUGUCAAAGUAUGUUAACGUUUAAAAAUGUUGACACUUUGCAUCAGGUUCAAGCAACGGGGGGGGGGGGGGCAGGUCUAAGUCCUCCUAAGAGGAUCAGGUCUCUGAGCUUUAGCUGCGUACAGUCUGUGUGUUGAACAGAUGCAUGAUGGGAGCAGGAGACGACUGGACGCCAUGAAGGCAACACAGUCGGACAGAGAGCUACACACUGGACACACGCUGGACACACACUAAGAAACACCAGGCUGUGAUGGAGCCCAUGGACCCGUCUCCUCUCCGACACUUCGUGGUUGCCAAGGCGACCAUCUCAUCCAUCUUUGAUCAGCUGUUGGAGUUCGUGAAGGACGGCUCCGUCUUCGUGGACGGUCAGAGACAGUGUGUGUUUGUUUGUGUGUGUUUGUUUUUGCGUUUCUCUGUGUGUGGUCAUGUGGUGGUGUUGGUUGCCGUGGCUACAGAGGCCUGGAGGAGCUCUGAUCUGGGUCCUGUUGCCGUGGAGGAGCAGAGUCUAGAGAUGCAGAGCUGCUUCACCAAGCUGUCCACCAUCAGAGACGUCCUCCUCAGGAGACACAUGAAGGUCGCCUUCUUCGGCAGGACCAGUAACGGGAAGAGCACGGUGAUCAACGCUAUGCUCCGGGACCGGGUUCUUCCCAGCGGCAUCGGCCACACCACCAACUGCUUCCUGAGGGUGGAGGGCACGGACGGGGACGAGGCCUACGUCACCACGGAGACGUCCACCGAACGGAGGAGCGUCUCGACCGUGAACCAGCUGGCUCACGCCCUCCACAUGGACCCCACCCUGGACUCUGGCAGCCUGGUCCGAGUCUUCUGGCCCAAGAGCCGCUGCACUCUGCUCCGAGAUGACCUGGUCCUCAUGGACAGCCCGGGGACAGACGUCACUCUGGAGCUGGACAGCUGGAUCGAUAAGUUCUGUUUGGACGCAGACGUCUUUGUUCUGGUGGGAAACGCUGAGUCAACUCUGAUGAACACGGAGAAGCUCUUCUUCCAUAAGGUCAGUGAGAGGAUUUCUAAACCAAACAUCUUCAUCCUCCACAACCGUUGGGACGCUUCAGUCACUGAGCCAGACUUCAUUGAGGAGGUGAGGAAGCAGCACCUGGAUCGCUGCAUCAGCUUCCUGGCCGAGGAGCUCCGGGUCCUGGGUCUGGACGAGGCCGCAGGGAGGAUCUUCUUCGUCUCAGCCAAGGAAGUCCUGAGCUCCAGGACGCAGAGAGCACAGGGCAUGCCUGAGACAGGUGGGACAGGUGGAGCUUUGGCUGAAGGUUUCCAGGAGAGACUGAUGGAGUUCCAGAGGUUUGAGAGGACGUUUGAGGAGUUCAUCUCUCAGUCGGCUGUGAAGACCAAGUUUGAGCAGCACACGGUCAGAGCGUGGCAGAUCACCGAGUCCAUCAAGGCCGUGAUGGACGCUAUCAACAUCAACUCAGCCGAUAAGAAGAUCUGCUGCCUGGAGGAGCGUGAGGAGCAGAGGGACCGGCUGGACUUUGUUCGAGGACAGAUCAACCGUCUGAGCAACAACGUCAAAGAGCGGAUCAGGACCUUGUCAGACGAGGUCGCUGCCAAGGUGGCCUCGGCUCUGUCCGACCAGAUCCGGUCUCUUCCAGUCCUGGUGGACGAGUUCAGGGCUGACUUCAACCCCACGCCAGAAACUCUGCAGCUCUACAAAGCCAAGCUGCUGCAGCAUGUGGACGAACGUCUGGUCGGGUCUUUAGCUCAUCGCUGCUCCGUCCUCAGAGACAUCAGAGACGCGCAGAGACACAUGAUUGACAGCGUCCGUCCUCUGUUAUCUCCGUCCGUCCAGGACCAGCUGGCCGCUCCCUCCGCCUCCUUCGACCUGACCUUUGACCUCGGCGUCGCCUCGCUCUGCUCGGAUUUCCGGGAGAACGUGGACUUCCAGUUCUCUCUGGGCUGGACCGCCCUCGUCACCCGCUUCAUCGGCGCCGCCAACGCCCGACGAGCCCUGAGUGGCCCCGCCCCCCCGCCGCAGGACACUUCGUCCUUCAAGGAUGACCUGGUGGUUUCCAUAGCGACAGGUCUGGUCUCUGUCACCUCUCGCGUCUCCAUGACGGUGCUGGUGAUUGGAGGAGUGGUGUGGCGGUCGGUGGGCUGGCGGGUCGUGGCUCUGUCCCUGUCCCUCUACGGUGUCCUCUACCUGUACGAGAGACUCACCUGGACCGACGCUAGCAGGGAGCGCGCUCUGAAGCAGCAGUUUGUGGAGUACGCCUCCCCGAGACUCAGAGCCGUCAUCCCCGUAACGAGCUCCGCCUGCAGCCAGCAGGUGUUCAAGGAGUUGUCGUCCACCUUCACUCGUCUCUGUCAGAGAGUCGACCUGAGUGACGCUGAGUUGGAGGGAAACAUCCGUCAGCUGAGCUUCAGGAUCCAGAGGUUGGAGAACAUCCAGAGAAGGUCCAAGGCCUUCAGGAACCGAGCCACGGAGCUGGAGACUCAGCUAGAGGCCUUCUCUGUUCAGUACCUGCAGGGAAACUGAAGAAGAAGAACCCACCAAUGAUCUGUGACCUGCUCUGUUUGGCUCCGCCCACAAUCCCCCAGCAACUAAGCUCACCAUCUGAUUGAUGACAUCAUCAUUGAUCAUUGCUGAUGUUUGUUGAUCAGAAAUAAACAAACUCAAUGAU
This is a messenger RNA of Mugil cephalus (flathead mullet), 2817 nucleotides long. RefSeq names its product mitofusin 1a (gene mfn1a). Lineage: Eukaryota; Metazoa; Chordata; Actinopteri; Mugiliformes; Mugilidae. Gene Ontology annotation, biological process: mitochondrial fusion; mitochondrion localization. Gene Ontology annotation, molecular function: GTP binding; GTPase activity. Gene Ontology annotation, cellular component: mitochondrial outer membrane. The transcript has 16 exons. Bases 423 to 2672 code for a protein of 749 amino acids. The record is from RefSeq and is a predicted model, not a curated record.